This is a messenger RNA of Hippocampus comes (tiger tail seahorse), 350 nucleotides long. Its product is annotated as centrosomal protein of 290 kDa-like. The transcript has 2 exons. The annotation marks the transcript as partial. NCBI's taxonomy places the organism in Eukaryota, Metazoa, Chordata, Actinopteri, Syngnathiformes, Syngnathidae. The record is from RefSeq and is a predicted model, not a curated record.
AGGUACCCCAUUACCUUCCUUGCAUGACCAUCUCCACAAUAAUGACCAGAAAUGUGUCGAUUUUAUUUUAGCAAGCAGAAGAGGAGAUUUCACAGCUGAAGGCAGACAACCUCCACAUGCAGAAAUGUGUGAUGGAGUCAGCAAAGGAGAUGGAAAAGAUGAGCGACGAGUACAACCACAUCAAAAUGGCCGUCCAUCAGUGCGACUCCUUGACAGACCAGCUUAGGAAAGACAGGGAUCGCGCUGAGCUUCAGGUCAGAGAGUUGACGCAGAAGAUUAACUCCAUGACAGAAGAGGAUGACCCCAUUAUUGCAGCAGUGGACGCUAAAGUGGACCAAUGGAAGGUUGGC